GGCAGGCAGGGAGCCUGUCUUAGUCCUGCUGCAUGCUGCUGCCAUCCUGGAGCCACUCAAGGAAAAGGACAGUGCCAUUUAAACUGAGUGCCUACAAUGACGAUGAAGCUGAGCUGCUGAAUGACAUCCUGUGUCCUAGAACAAAGUUUCCAGUGCAAGACAUUUCCCCUUCCUGCUCAAAAGGAACAGCAACAAAAACAAGUACCCAUGGGGCAGCUCCGACUGACAUGGAGCUCAUGUCCUCCAUGAUGCAAAAAAUUGCUUUGUUGGAACAAAAAGCAAAGAGCCAAGCACAAGAAAUCCAGCUGAAGGCUAGAAAGAUUGCUGAGCUUGAGAAGCAGGUGCAGAUCCUUCGGAAAGGAAAAGAUUCCCCGGAGUCAAGCAGAAUAGAGGAGCUGGAGGUGAAGUGUCUUCAGCUGCAGAAUCAGGUCUGGGAAAUGGAGCGGUUUCUGAAUGAUUAUGGAUUGAUUUGGGUUGGAGAGAGGAAUGAACAGCUGGAAGAGUUGAAAUCACCGAAGAAGCAGGAAAAUCAGCCAUCAAGAGGUCUCUGGAAACCAGGUGACUCAGCUGUUUCCAAGAACCCGAUCGAUUUUGAUUUAAUUUUGGAAAACCUGAAAGAUUUAAACAUGCUGGCUGGGGAAGGUGUGUCUCAAAUCGAGCGCACAGCAGGAGGUGCUAGACUGAGGCAGCCCCAAUCGAUAGCCCUCACUUUUUAUCAGAAUGGGAUAGUCAUGUUCAAUGGACCCUUCCGGUCGUACGAGGAGCCGUCCACGCAGCAAUGUCUUCAGGAUAUCCUGGAUGGCUAUUUUCCCUCAGAGCUACAGACGCGCUACCCGGAUGGCGUUCCUUUUCAGGUCACUGACAGGAGAGACGUUUUCUUUCGGGAGAGGCAGCUACCAGAGAACUUUCCUGGCCAGGGGCAGGUAGUUGGCCAUUCGAGGUCAAGUGAGGUAAAGGAAACCAGUGAGAUCCCAGGUCCCAAGCUCUCACUGGAGCAGUUUCUGAACAAACUUCCUAAAUCCUUGAUCCGGGAGGGACAAGUGAUUGAUAUCCGAGGGCCAAUCAAAGAAACUCUGCAGGGCUCUGAUGGGACACGUAGCAAUGAAGUGAUCCUGGUGGAGACGCCCAGCCUUAAAGCAAUGAAGGAGAGGUUGAAGGCAGAUGAACAGGACCAGCCUCCAGCCCCCAACAUCUCCACUCUCCGGAUAAAAUCUGAGAAUGGGGAGCAGACGUACAUUGUAAAAAUGCUCUUCACAGAGACCAUAGGAGACCUGCGCCGGCACCUCGCCCAGAGCAGGGGUGGAGAACCACAGCCAUAUGAGAUCAUCAGCACCUUUCCCCAGAGAGUGUAUGCGGACAACUUCAUGACCCUGCAGGAGUGUGGACUGAUUCCCAACGCCUCCCUUCUACUGCGGGAAAAGCUCUCUUUGGCCAAGGAGGGACAGGGCCACAGAUAGUUUAACAGCUUCAAAUGAGCCAGUUGGCCUUGCAACUGCUACUUCAUAUGUGAAGUAAUUUGCUUUCCUCCCCACCCAUCUGCUUCUCCAUCAUGGGCUCUACGAUAAGGCAGGAGGAAGGAACAGCCUUGCACAAUCUGAUAAGCUGCAACCUCUCCCUUACUCAAGGGGGAAGGAGGGUGGGGUGGUCUUUCCACAUUCAGUUGAACUGCAUUGUUACCUGGGCCUACCACCUCCCAUAGGCAAAGCAAGGGGGAGAAAUAGCCCUGGAGAUCUCGCCCCUCCCUGCACUGUCCGUGAGAGAACUGUGAUGAGACAAGGCCACACACCCUGCCAGUCUGGAUCCUAGCAGCCUACCUGUGUAAAUAUUACCCUGGGGGACUUGUAGCCAAGCUGGGUUUCUCUCCACCUUUGCUGAAGGUCACAUGAGCUUUUUGCUCCUCAGAGGUUGCAGUGAGUUCAGUUCAACGCCUGUGUCCUCAUCUGCUGGUCCCUUAUGUCUACACUGCAAUAAAAAAACUGGCACCAAUCUCAGAGCCCACAUCAAUUGAGUUGGGGUCAGGAUGUGGGGCUGCAACUAGCAGCAUAGAUGAUCAAGUGUGGCCUGGAGCCGGGGCACUGAGGCCCCCACCCCUUUGUGGGGGUUCCAGAGCCCAGGCUCCAGCCCAAGCCUGAAUGUCUACACUGCAAUCUUCAGUCAGCUGAGCCAGGCCAGACAGGGCCAUACCCUGCGGAGUAGACAGCCUUCAAGAAGUAAGUUUAUAUACAGCAUAGGUGAAAUGCUGUAAGGGCCCUCCCAGCUAUGUUAUGGUGCAGUUUCCACAUGCAUCUGCUCUCUUGGUUAGGGCUAGAUUCUGAUCUCCUGCUGGUGUACAAAUGAGCUUAACUAUUAAAGUCAAUAGGGUUACGCUGGA
This is a messenger RNA of Mauremys reevesii (Reeves's turtle), 2371 nucleotides long. It is a transcript of the gene UBXN11, whose product is annotated as UBX domain protein 11. Lineage: Eukaryota; Metazoa; Chordata; Testudines; Geoemydidae. The transcript is spliced from 14 exons. The record is from RefSeq and is a predicted model, not a curated record. The coding region runs from base 33 to 1457 and encodes 474 amino acids. Gene Ontology annotation, biological process: proteasome-mediated ubiquitin-dependent protein catabolic process. Gene Ontology annotation, molecular function: ubiquitin binding.